Molecule: messenger RNA, 609 nt
Organism: Vanrija pseudolonga
Lineage: Eukaryota; Fungi; Basidiomycota; Tremellomycetes; Trichosporonales; Trichosporonaceae
Product: putative 21 protein
Exons: 3
Coding region: 1-609 (202 amino acids)
Source: RefSeq, a predicted model, not a curated record
AUGACGCAAUCCACCACCCACCCCGACGCCGACCCGUACGCUGCCCCCCGCGUAUCCUACGACACGUCCGCGCUCCCGCCGCUACCGGACGCGCGCGCCCCGCACCCCCAGUACAACCCCGGCCCUUGGGCCAACCCUCCUCGCCCGGACGGCAAACGGAGCCCGUACUACGGCGGCCUGUUUCGCGGGUGGGACGAGCACGCGCGCGCAAAGGACAACUGGGACAUCCACGUGUAUGCAAAGCCCGGGAACAAGACGGAGCGCGAGUUCUCAGCCCGCCUGCACGACGCCAUCCGCCGCGAGUUCCCCGAGGUGCACCUGUACACUUUUUACGACCGCCCCGUCGGGCCGCACCCCAUCCCGCAGUUUGAGCUCGACGUGUUCGGCUCGGACCAGCUCGGCGCGCUGUUGAGCUUCCUCGUGGCCAACCACGGGCCGUUGAGCGUGCUCGUCCACCCCAACACUGGCGACGCGCGCGGAGACCACGACCAGCGCGCGAUCUGGCUUGGGCCAAAGCUCAUCCUCGACCUCGAGUCGCUUGGCGAGCAGCCUGCCGUGCAGCUCGCACGCGAGGCGCAGGAGGCGGCAGCGGCCAAGUCAGCAAACUAG